Malania oleifera is the source of this 1351-nucleotide messenger RNA. RefSeq lists its product as uncharacterized. Bases 1 to 1029 code for a protein of 342 amino acids. The record is from RefSeq and is a predicted model, not a curated record. Gene Ontology annotation, biological process: DNA-templated transcription; G protein-coupled receptor signaling pathway. Gene Ontology annotation, molecular function: sequence-specific DNA binding. Lineage: Eukaryota; Viridiplantae; Streptophyta; Magnoliopsida; Santalales; Ximeniaceae. The transcript has 5 exons.
AUGGAUCAUGUGAAACUUCUAGCUAAUGCCGAUAUGGCGUGUAUUGGAUUAAAAAUUCUUCUACUGUUUUCUUCUUUCUAUUGGCAAGCAAACAAGUUAGCUUCCUCGCGCAGGAAAUACUUUGAGAAGGACGACCAUGAAGAAGAAAGAGAUGUAAGCGAGGGAAUUACAGAGAAAGAAGCUGUAGAAGGAGAAGAAGGCAUCGAUGAUGAAACGAAUGACGUAACAGAGAGACUCCAGUGCAUGGUCCUACACAAGAAAGAUCCAUCAAAACGAGGUAAUUUCCCAGAAAUUCCAGAAACUUUUCGUUCUCUGUCUUUCUGUGAAGAAUUUUCUUGGGAAAAUUAUGGUCUGUGGAGGCAAGAGCUGAAGAACAGAGCUGCGAGGCUGGAGAAACAGCUCAAGGCAAGAUGGGCUUUGGAGGACCUCAUCGAAGAACAAUUGGACCGAUACCACGCCCACUACUACCGGUCCAUGGUCCCGGCCCGGCCCAAGGACGUGGCCCAACUCCUCAUGCCCAAAUGGGCUCCGCCCCAGGAGCUCGCCUCCCUGGCCUGGUUUGGUGACUGGCGGCCGUCUGCCAUUCUGGACCUUCUCCGCGCUCUGGCCCGCUCCUCUUCAUCCCUCUCGAGCUCGGGCGGAGCAGGAGCCGAGCGCCUCCUCUCGCAGCUGAGACACGAGGUGGGCAUCGAGGAGAAGGUACUGGACGAGGCAAUGGCGGAGAUCCAAGCCACCUGUGUCCUCCACCUCCCAUUCGGCCCAAAGGGCCGGAACCGCCCCUCGGGCAACCCAGCAUUGGGGUGGGUGCAGUCUGAGUUCAAGAAGAUCGAGCGGGUCGUGGCCAAGGCCCAGAAACUUAGGUUCAAGGCACUGGAAACGGUGGUGAACAAGGUGUUGAGCCAGACCGAGGCGGCGGAGUUCUUGGUGGCGUUUGCGGGAAUCCAAGACAUGAUUCACCAGUUCGCGCUGAACCAGAGGCUUCGAAAAGGUCCGGUUUCGGUGCGGAUGAAGGCCAUCGGAUCUUGCUGAAACCGACAUGCCCAAAGAGAGAGGAGAUGGAUGAAUCAACCAAGGUAGUUUUUACGAAUUCCACCAUGUUAGCAAUUUCCUUACUCACGGAGUUGCAGGAUGAUGUAUGCAUGGCUGUUGUUUUGUCCAAAUUUCGAAAUUGUAUGAUGCGAUGAUCGGAAACUAUUUUUUUGUGAGAAAACAUUUUGUUUGGGAGAAUAAUUUCAUUUAGAUUUAUAUGGGUUUGAUCAAAGAUGUAAUAUAUUUUUUUUUCAAAAUAAUUUUAUAUUACAUCUUAACCAAAUUCAAUACAAUUCUAAAUCUAUAAGCAUAUUUAUUUCGA